Messenger RNA from Solanum verrucosum, 510 nucleotides. RefSeq lists its product as uncharacterized. The transcript is spliced from 2 exons. Lineage: Eukaryota; Viridiplantae; Streptophyta; Magnoliopsida; Solanales; Solanaceae. The coding region runs from base 1 to 510 and encodes 169 amino acids. The record is from RefSeq and is a predicted model, not a curated record.
AUGCUUCCACAAAGAGCUGUUCGAGGAAGUCCUACUAGGAGGAAUAAUAAUCCUCAAGAUCAAGAGAUUUCCAACGAACCAUUAGUGCAACCACCUCAUGAAGAUGUCACCAAUGCUGAAUUAAGGAACGUAAUUCAGAUGUUAACUCAAGUGGUGACAACACAAGUUGGUCACCAAGGAGCCGAACAUCAAGAGCAGAAUGAUGCAUCAAGAGUCCGAGAAUUUCUAAGAAUAAGUCAUCCAGAGUUCACUGGGUCAAAGCUCAAUGAGGAUCCAAAAAACUUUGUGGAUGAACUGCAGAAGGAUAUGAAUACUCGAAGGACUUUUUCUAGAAGGACUGAGAAAGGUAAUGUGAAUCAAGGAGCUUCUCCUCAAGAUCCGGUUGAUCUUUUGGCCGAGAACGUAACAAAUGUGGAGUUUAGGGCAGAUUUUCAAGCAUUGGCUCAAGCCGUGACGACUCAAGCCAAUAGAGAAGUUGUAGCUCCCAUGAACCCUAAUGUGAAUUCGUAG